This is a messenger RNA of Corylus avellana, 3601 nucleotides long. RefSeq names its product ARM repeat superfamily protein. The record is from RefSeq and is a predicted model, not a curated record. Gene Ontology annotation, biological process: mitotic chromosome condensation. Lineage: Eukaryota; Viridiplantae; Streptophyta; Magnoliopsida; Fagales; Betulaceae. Gene Ontology annotation, cellular component: condensin complex; condensed chromosome.
CGUUUACCAGAGCAUUAGAUCCAAUUUGUGUGUGUGAGAGAGAGAGAGAAAUGGCGGAGGAGACAGAGGAACAGAGGCAAUUGAAGCAGAGAAUAGCGAAAAUCCUGGACGAGACGCGGACCUCCUACGCUACUCACAACCGGAAACUCAAGGAGCUCUCGGCCGUCCGAUCCAGAUCGUCGUGCCCGGCCCGAUUCUUCUCCGCCUUCUCCAAAACCCUAACCCCGCUCUACAGCUUCCAGCGGCGUGUUACCUCCACCGAGCGCGUGGUCCGAUUUGUCUCCGUCUUUGCCGGCGCCCGUGACCCCGACCAUGUCUCUGAUUGCGACGCGUUCCUGGAGGAGUUCCUCAGGUUCCUUCUGGCCGCCGCCGUGGCGGCCAACAGGACCGCUAGGUUUCGAGCGUGCCAGAUUGUUUCGGAGAUCAUCAUGCGGUUGCCAGAUGAUGUGGAAGUGAGCAAUGAAAUUUGGGACGAGGUGAUAGAUUGCAUGAUGCUGCGAGUAAGGGACAAGGUCCCUGUAAUCCGUACAUUUGCAGUCAGGGCUCUAUCACGCUUUGCAAAUGAUGGUGAGAACAGUGAUAUCCUAGAUUUAUUUCUUGAGGUGCUUCCUCUAGAACAGAAUGCGGAGGUUCGUAAGACAAUAGUGCUAUCAUUGCCUCCUUCAAAUACAACGGCCCAAGUAAUUGUUGAUUGCACUGUGGAUGUGAGCGAGUCAGUGCGCAAGACAGCAUACUGCGUUCUUGCUAAUAAAUUUCCUCUUCAAAGCCUAAGCAUCAAGCUCAGAACGAUAAUUCUUCAGAGAGGACUAGCUGAUCGUUCUCCAGCUGUCUCUAAGGAGUGUAUUAAGUUAAUGAAAGAUGAGUGGCUUAUUAAGUGCUGCAGUGGAGACCCUGUAGAACUUCUCAAGUAUCUUGAUGUUGAAACAUAUGAAUUGGUUGGAAAUGCUGUGAUGGAGGCUUUAUUAAAAGCUGGGUUAGUGAAUCUAAAUGAUGGUGAAAGUAUUCGGCAAUAUGUGUCGUCAAGAGUUGACGGAAUGGAAGGGGACUCGGUGGAUUGCAUCCCAGGCAUCCAGCUAAUGGAGGCAGAGGUUGCUCUUUAUUGGAAAACUGUAUGCAGGCACUUGCAGACUGAAGCGCAAGCAAAAGGCUCUGAUGCUGCUGCUACCAUGGGCACUGAAGCAGCAGUUUAUGCAGCAGAAGCUUCAGACAGUAAUGACCUUCUAGAGAGAAUUCUUCCUGCAACAGUUUCUGAUUAUGUAGAUUUGGUGAAAGCUCAUAUUGAUGCUGGACCAAAUUAUCGUUUUGCAUCUCGACAGCUACUAUUGCUUGGUGCAAUGCUUGAUUUUUCUGAUGCUACAAUCAGGAAGGUUGCUAGUGCAUUUGUGCAGGAACUGCUGCACAAACCUCUUGAGCAUGAAGUGGAUGAUGAUGGGAACAUGGUUGUCAUAGGAGAUGGAAUAAAUCUUGGUGGAGACAAAGAAUGGGCUGGUUCGGUGUCUGGGCUAGCAAAGAAAGUCCAUGCUUCUAAUGGUGAAUUUGAAGAAAUUAUUCUUGGGGUUGUAGAAGAGCUUGCUCUGCCUUGCAGAGAGAGAACAGCAGAUGCUAUGCAGUGGAUGCACACUCUUGCUGUGACAAGCCUUGUCUUGGAAAAUGCAAAACCAUUCCAUUUGCUUCAAGGACGGGCUAUUGAACUUGCUGAACUACUGAAAUCCUUAUUGCUUCCAGGGGCAAAACAUGUUCACUUGGAUGUGCAGAGGAUAGCUGUCAGGGGUCUUGGGCUUUUUGGCUUGUUAGAGAGGAAGCCAAGUGAGGAAAUAGUAAAGCAAUUGAGGCUUUCUUUUAUUAAUGGUCCCACUCCAAUUAGUGUAGUGGCCUGUAAGGCAUUAAUUGAUCUUGGGAUGUGGCAUGGGCCUCAGGAAGUUGACGGGGCCUUGGGUGUGGACGUCUCAUCAAAAGUCCGAGAUAAUAAGCAGGCUUUUAGUCCUGUAAACUUUUCUGAUAUAGAUGAAAGUUCGAAUGUUCAAAUGCUUGAUCUUUUAUAUGCUGGAAUUGACAAAGAUGACUGGGACAACUCUUUAGCAAGCGAUGAAUAUGAGUCCGUUCAAGCUAUUCUUGGGGAGGGAUUUGCAAAGAUUCUUCUUCAAAGUGAGAACUAUCCGAGCUUACCAGCUUCUUUACAUCCCUCUCUCUUGGCUAAGCUCAUUAACUUGUAUUUCAGCACUGAAACAAAACACCUGCAGAGGUUUAAGCAGUGUUUAUCUGUGUUCUUUGAGCAUUACCCUUCCCUCUCUGCUAUUCAUAAGAAAUGUUUGUCCAAGUCUUUCAUUCCUGUCAUACGUUCAAUGUGGCCUGGCAUCAAUGGCAAUGCUGGGGUUUCUACACUUAUGGUGUCUAAUAUGCGUAAGCGUGCAAUCCAAGCAUCACGUUUUAUGCUGCAGAUGAUGCAGGCUCCAUUAUAUGAAAAGGAAACUGCAAGAGAGGAUGAAAAUGGGAGAAGGGAACUACCAGAAGAACAAGAUGGUUCUCUAGAACCUCCACUUGAGUGUGGCCAAGAGGGACUUGCAAUUCGCAUUGCAGUAGAGGUGGCAAGCUUCCAUAUAAAGAAGACAGCUGCUGAGAAGGCAUAUGUUUCGGCACUAUGUAGAGUACUUGUCUUGCUCCAUUUUCGGUCAUCAGAACAAGGGGCAAUAAAGUUAAUGAGGAGGCUCCUAAAUCAUGUAGCUGAAUCUGUCUUGGCAGAGAAGGAUCUUGUGAAGGAACUGAAGCGGAUGGCUGAUCGUCUUAAGGCAGUAGAUAGACAACCAGAACAGGAACUGUUGCAAGAUCAAGCUGAUUCUAUUUUGGGGAGGUUAGAUCUAGAGUUUAAUCUGGGCAGUGAUUGCUCUGUUGGUAUUCCACAAACACCAGUCCCCCGCUCGAGCAGACCACCCCGUUCCAGGAAACGGGUGAAGCCUGAAGAUAGCUCUUCUGAUGAAGAAGUUUCACCCACUUCAGUGGUUCCUAUCAUUCCUAGCGCAGUAAGCAUGCGAUCACAGAGGGCGAGUAAAACUGCAGCACUGACCAAGAUGACUGCCAGUAGAUCUAUCAGGAUUGUUGAAGAUGAUAAUGAAGAGGAAGAAGGGUCUGAGGUGACAUCUGAGGAAGAUUCUGAAGAAUCUGAUCAGUAUUCUGAAUGUGUGGGUUGACCAUGACAUGAUAGUACCCUCUUCCUAUGCCAUGAUAUUUUCCUUAGCACUAAUAUAUGUUGUUGUAUGAUUGGUUAUUUAGGCUGCCGCUUUUGUACACAGGGUGUGCAUGAGAGCUCUAGGAUAAGUGUGUUUCUGGAGUUGGGUUAGUUGGAUCCUUUGCGCUGUACAUUCUAGUUAUCUCUCUUGUGUGUGUGUGUGAGUCAGUUAUCAUUAGCUCUUACAUUAUCUUUUUUGUUUUUGUUUUUGUUUUUUUUUUUUCUGGGAGGAUUGUAAUGUAAUGAAGCAGGUGGUGUAAUUCUCUUCUUUUGACAUUCUAAUGACAGUACUUGGAGGUCCAGUGAUUGUCUUUGUUAAAGAUGAAGAGAUAAUUAUGAUUCUUCUUGAUUGUGUUAUGAGAACUGAUCGUUUCUUAA